Molecule: messenger RNA, 438 nt
Organism: Phytophthora nicotianae INRA-310
Lineage: Eukaryota; Oomycota; Peronosporomycetes; Peronosporales; Peronosporaceae
Exons: 2
Coding region: 1-438 (145 amino acids)
Molecular function (GO): nucleic acid binding
Source: RefSeq, a predicted model, not a curated record
AUGGAUGGAGCUGGGUACCACAAGCGCUUAACCAACGAAAUGCCGACAACGCGGUCACUUAGGAGUUGGCUUGAAGAUCAUCUUAACAAAGUUGGCAAGUGGGUUUACAGGCGGGAUGUCAACAAGAACGUACUGCUCAGUUUGGCCAAAUUAAACAAACCAAAGGCCAUUUACGCAGCCAACACCAUUGCUACACGCUACAACCAUCAACUCUAUUAUACACCACCAUAUCAUCCAACCUUGCAGCCGAUAGAGAUUAUUUGGGGCCUUUUGAAAUAUAGAAUUGCUGGAGACCCACCGAAAAGCGGAGCUGAUGCAGUGGAGAAGGUAUUGGAUGGCCUAGCUAGAAUUACUCCAGCUGAGUGGCUCGAUCGGUUUCGUCACGUACAGAAGAUUGAGGACGAAUAUGUUGCUCUGCAGAAAUCACUAGAAAAUUAA